AUGCUCGGCGAGAUUUUCCAAUACUUUGAAGAGACCUGGCGUAUAGCAGUCUUCCUAGGGACAGUACUUCUCCCCUUCAUGCUCAAAUUCCUUUUGAGCCUUGCCAUCAUUAUUGGAAUCGUCUUUGUUGUCCUUUUUAUAAGCGGAGCCAUCGUCGUUUCCCUUGGCUUUGUUGACCUUCCUCCGGAGAAAAAUAAGCAACAAACCACUUCUCAGUCUGCCAAGGAAGAAGCCACUUCACCACCGAAAGCCUGCGAGGACAGCCCAGAUCCAACUAGUUUUGCUGGAGAUCGCAAAAGACGUCUUGAGAUUGAAGUUGAGAUACUCGAAGAAGUUUUACACGAGAGGCGGGAGGAGCUAGCAAAGCUCGCUUAA
Molecule: messenger RNA, 375 nt
Organism: Penicillium antarcticum
Lineage: Eukaryota; Fungi; Ascomycota; Eurotiomycetes; Eurotiales; Aspergillaceae
Exons: 1
Coding region: 1-375 (124 amino acids)
Source: RefSeq, a predicted model, not a curated record